AACCAGGGACCAAUCAGGUGCAUUCCCCGAUAGGGUAUGUCACCGCUUGAAAGGCCAGUUGACUGGAGCAGCAACUCCCCUAGCGUCCUCGUUGGAUCUGGUGGACAUGUAUAGCGUGAUGAGGCGCUGAGCGUCUAUUCUGCGCUGAGCACUGCACAUAUAGAGUUUUUUUUCUGGCCACCGAGAGUUGAAAAGUGUUCAACUUCGGGUAAAACGCUACACUCGUCACUGUCACCCAGCCGUCCAAUCACAAUGGAGGAGACAAAGACCAACUGUCACAUCCUACACAUAUAGGCUACAAGUGCUGAACAACAACAAUGGAGGAGAAAUGAUUACACCCACUGGCGGGUCCGUCCUCUCUCCCUACAUGCUUCGGUCUUCCCUUCAUCCAGAGAAAGUACUCUACCAUAUGCCAAUAUUUUUACUCCUGCAGAUAUUCUGUAUUAUAGCAACCAGAUGCAACCAAAGUGGCUCAACAAUAAAUAAAUUUAACAAUAAACAAGUAUUUCAUUAGUUUUAAAACUGUCAUCUUUGUCAUUUAAAAAGGAUAAAUUAAGUAAUUUGCAAAAAAGAAAAAAGGCAAUAAUAUUGCAUAUAGUGCUGUAUGCUGAGCCCAUCAUUAUCACCACAGGGUUAAGUGUCACAAUGCUACUCCUACUUGUAUGUUGGCGUAUUAUGAGCACUAUUUUUAGCAGCUUUGCCAUUGGCUCCCAGUUUAACCAGUCACAAAACAACCAGAAUGUCUCGUCACACAAAGCAGCACCUGUGAGUUUCUCACACUCCAACUGUCCCUCUCAUAGCCUUCCAGCCUAAAUAUCUGCUAUAUAGGACACGUGUGUUCGGCUGUAGUCGAUGAAAAAUACCUCAAUCUUAAGCUAGAAUUUGCAGAUCUACAAAAACAAAAGUCAACUGGAACUACAGGCCAAACAUUCGGUCAUCGUCACGUGUAUUGUAAUUUAAUAGCUCAUUGUUAACUGAAAAUGAGUUUGCGAGGCAUUGGCUUCCUCCUGCAGUGUUACCUGAUGUUGGCAGCAGCCAUGUAUUUUGAUCUAGGAGAGCAGCAGGAAAAGUGCAUCAUCGAGGAGGUUCCUGAAGACAUGCUGGUCACCGGUUUUUUCUUGUUGGAGCCUUGGGAUCUGAAGGCGCUCUCCCACUCGCCUCACCUCGGCGUCACUGUGACAGUCAGAGACCCAGACCAUGAGAUACUGAUGUCCAAACGCUACGGUAAAUUUGGUAAAUUCACCUUCACAGCUCACGCGUCUGGUCAGCACUACCUUUGCUUCCAAACCAACUCCACAAGGUUUGCCGUCUUUGCUGGAGAGAGACUGAAGCUACAUUUGGACGUUCAGAUGGGAGAGCACUCGAUUGAACCCAACACUGACAAGACCAAAGACAACCUGGAGACUCUGGAGAACAGCCUCAGACACCUCAUAGAUCAGAUGAUGUUCAUCAUCAGGCAGCAAGAGUACCAGAGGGACAAAGAGGAGGUGUUUCGUGACAUCAGUGAGAGCACCAACAGUAAAGUGCUGUGGUGGGCCGUGGUGCAAACCUCUGUUCUGCUGUCAGUUGGUUUCUGGCAGAUGAAACGACUCAAAGACUUCUUCAUCGCCAAGAAGCUUGUCUGAUGAUGACCUCUGACCUGUCAGCUCAAGCCUGAUGACCUAAUAGCAUGUCCUGCCCGUACAUGUCCAAGUGUAUAUAUACCAGGGUUCCUACACAUUUUCCUUUUAAAAAUUAUAGGAUUAUAAACUAUGUAUGGCUAAAAUAAUGGGAUGGAGAUGUGAGACAGCUAAAUAAAAAUCCACCAACGCUG
This is a messenger RNA of Sebastes umbrosus (honeycomb rockfish), 1813 nucleotides long. Its product is annotated as transmembrane emp24 domain-containing protein 11. Gene Ontology annotation, cellular component: COPII-coated ER to Golgi transport vesicle; endoplasmic reticulum; endoplasmic reticulum-Golgi intermediate compartment. Gene Ontology annotation, biological process: Golgi organization; intracellular protein transport; endoplasmic reticulum to Golgi vesicle-mediated transport. The record is from RefSeq and is a predicted model, not a curated record. Lineage: Eukaryota; Metazoa; Chordata; Actinopteri; Perciformes; Sebastidae. The transcript has 5 exons. The coding region runs from base 981 to 1625 and encodes 214 amino acids.